This is a messenger RNA of Gasterosteus aculeatus aculeatus (three-spined stickleback), 1955 nucleotides long. RefSeq names its product ring finger protein 182 (gene rnf182). Gene Ontology annotation, cellular component: cytoplasm. The record is from RefSeq and is a predicted model, not a curated record. Gene Ontology annotation, molecular function: ubiquitin-protein transferase activity. NCBI's taxonomy places the organism in Eukaryota, Metazoa, Chordata, Actinopteri, Perciformes, Gasterosteidae. Gene Ontology annotation, biological process: protein ubiquitination.
CGGCUCCCCAACAUCGCAACGCGACCAAUGGGAUCCUUCCGCUCCGCUGCGCGGCAGAGGCGGCGGUCAAGCUGAGCCGGCGGAGAAUGAAGCCGUCUUUCCAAGACAAAGGACCACAAAGAGACGAUGACCCAAAUGUACUCUGCACUGUCCUGGACCCGAAUCCAGAGCUCGGCGCCAAACCGUGAUCCCCCAACAACGACCUGCUCCACUUUCCACCCACGAGCCGCGUUCUUCAGCUGGUCUCCAUCUUGAUGUCGGCUUGAACGCUUAAUAUACAAACGUCUUUUUUUUGCCCCAAACGAAGCAGCGUUACGCCCCAACUGCGCAGAGACAGAAAACCUUCAGGGGCCAGAACACACGAGGGUCUUCCCCUCAUCAUCCCCCCCCCUCUCUCUCUCACCCUCUCUCCCUCUCCCUCUCUCUCUCUCUCUCCCUCUCUCACACACACACACACACACUGCAGGAGCCGGUUGGACGGCCACAAUGAACCCCAGACCUCCGGUGGAGUGGACCGUUGUCUCCGUCUCCAUCUAUGGGAAACUCGCCGUGUCCCUCGGUGCUGAGCCUGGACCGGAGCUUUGGGCUGCGUCCUCCUGUCGAUCUGGAGGUCAGGGGUCAAGAUGGUGAUCGAGCUGCAGAGCCCCGAAGUGGACGCGCCGAGCGCGGAUGAGCUCGAGUGUAAGAUCUGCUACAGCGCGUACAACCUGGCCGCUCGCAGGCCGAAGGUUCUGGGGUGCUGCCACCGGCUGUGCGCCAAGUGCCUCGCCAAGAUCCUGGACCUGGGUGAGUCUCCUCCCGACGCCGUGGCGUGCCCGUUCUGCCGCUACGUCACCGGCCUGCCGGGGCAGGCGGUGAGCGGCCUGCCGGACGACUGCAACCUGGCGGCGGCGCUGGCGCUCCAAAGCAGGAAUCAGAGGAACCUCCACUCCCGCCAGGAGGCGACCACGGAGCUGCUCCUCAGCCCGGGGCUCCUGAGCUCCCUCAUGGGCGGCGGCCCCCCCACAACAUCCUCCUCCUCCUCCUCCUCCUCCGCUUCCUCUGCUUCCUCCUCCUCCAACGCCUACUCCUCCGUCCGGGGCUCCCCAAACUUCGUGGUCAUCACCAUCAUGGAGACGCCUCCCCCUCCGAUGCCGCUCCCCGCCUCCGGCGAAGACCUCCGCCGCCAGCCGCGUGGCCCCCGCGGGGGCUUCCGCUCCUCCAGCCUGGACUCCACGGCGUCCAUCGCGCACAGGUGGACGGCGUGGAACUGCGCGUCCCAGCUGUGCCAGACCUCGGCCCGGGUGCUGGUGUGGGUGCUGGGCCUGCUGUACUUCAGCUCGCUGCCCAUGGGGGUCUACCUGCUCAUCAUGCAGAGGACCACCGUCGGGCUGCUGCUGGUGAGCCUGGUCCCCGCCAGCCUCGUCGUGAUCAUGGUCUACGGGUUCUGCCAGUGCGUCUACCACGAGCUGUGGGACUGCGUGCCGCCGUGACGGCACCAGGCCGGCCGGCCGAUGCUGCUGCCGGGGAGGGAUGCUCCUGUGCUUCUCUGAGGAAGAGAGCAAGAACAUUGUGGAGCUCACAGUUUGGCCGUUUUAUUGUUGUACACGUUCAUGUGUGCUCUGUUUAGCCUGGUGGGCCACUAAUGACCCAGUAGAGAUAAGGAGCGUCGGAUUGAGCUAAAACGUUAACGCCAAUUCCCCUGUCAUCUGCAAGACGAGUGACAGCUGACAGCUGUGGUCAGAAACCUGAAGGUGUUUUAGGUAUUAAUAACCUGUGGAUGUCAUUUGUGUGUCUCAGCCACACGUGCAUCAAAGUCGACUUUAACAUUAUGAUGUCUUGGUGGUUCUUUGAAUAAAAACAGAGAAAAGGGGGAUCAUUAUGUUUUGGUUCUGCUGUUCUUCAGCUCGCUGCCCGGCACCAUUUAGAACAGUAGAUUUGUGUGGACGAUACAAGUAAAACUAAUACCAGUUAAA